Messenger RNA from Struthio camelus australis, 820 nucleotides. NCBI's taxonomy places the organism in Eukaryota, Metazoa, Chordata, Aves, Struthioniformes, Struthionidae. The record is from RefSeq and is a predicted model, not a curated record.
UGCUCUUCCAGGCCAAAGAGGAGAAGGAGGAGGACAUGGUUUACUUCGGCAAAGUGACCUUCCCCUGCCAGCCCGGGCGCGGCCAAGUGCACAAGCUCGUCCUCACCCCAGAGCAGCUCCACGAGCUGCACAACCGCCUCAUCUCCUAAGGCCGGAGCUGCCUCCCCCCGUACAGACUGAGGUUCAUUGCACAUCCCCUCCCCAGCCUGUUGUUGAAUCGUCCCCUGUACGAGGCAGCCCUUGGGGGCAGCAAUACUAACCUGUGUGUACCCCGGGCCGCGGCAGCGCCCGUUGGCCUUGCUCUGCCACGCGCUGCGUCCCCGUUACUGAAACCACUGCUCUGCUCUCCUCUCCUUGCCCAGCCUGGCCAGGGAGAGGAAAUGCUGGCCGCUUCCACCACAUCGCCUCUCCUGCCUGGCCCUGCUGGGGGGGUGAGUGCGAGAGCUGCUUUUCCUCCCGGGGUGAGCGAGCAGGACGCUCACCAAGAGCUCAGACCACCGCGUGCUGCUGGCCCCUUCUAAGCAAACGCUGUUUAACACUAGAGCCCGUUGCUGCUCUUCCUCUGGGCCCUCUGCUGCUCGGGGCUGGCCUGGCUCGGGGGCAGCUGAGACGAGGGAGGUGGCACCUCGCACGAGGUAUUAAAAACCCAGUAACUGCCCAAAGCAGCAUCUCCGUGUCCUGCUGGGGGGCCGCGGGGUCUCGCUCCCGACGCUACAGCCCCUUCCCUCGCAGCCCCAGCCCGGUGCCGUCCAGACACACGAGCGCGGGGGGCUCGGCACUCCCGGCCCCGGCGUUUGUUGCUCAGGGUCCAGCAGCGGCA